Caenorhabditis bovis is the source of this 594-nucleotide messenger RNA. The record is from the annotation of a GenBank genome assembly. Lineage: Eukaryota; Metazoa; Nematoda; Chromadorea; Rhabditida; Rhabditidae.
AUGGGUGUUGCUUGGGUGUUUGAAACGGAGCUCAACAAAACCGCCGUCGAAAGGAUUCUUGAAUCGAAUGGCGCUGAUUAUGCUGGGACAUUUUCGGUCGAUUCGAUUCCUUAUGUACCAACAGAGAAGCAUCAAUUGGAAAUUGCUUGUAAUUACAUAUUGCAUCACUCGAAUUUCCCACAGACUACAUUUUCCAUUGCUGCCGCUGAUACCUACAAAAGAAGUCCUCGAGCAAUUUGCGAUCGAGGAUUCGAUUUAAUUUUAGGAAAAAUGAGGAAUGGUUGCUCGCCUGAUCAAUUGGGAAAGUUUGAGGUCAAAGGAAGUGAAUACACUUUGAAUGAUUUCACGAUACGAGUUGGUAAUGCAACACAAGUAUCGGCAUUCAAAGGGGUGAUAGUUGAAGUGGAGUACCGAGCAAGCUCAGUUGUUUCGCAAUGUCGUGAAUUGCUCGUGGAAUUCAUGCGGACGUUGUUUAUGAGCAGCUCUGAGCAACGACCGGAUGCCAUCGAACAAGGAAAUCCCGAGAAUUAUUCUCCAAUCGAUACAAUGUGGCAAUAUUUGACAAUAUUCCGAACACUACGUAAAAAGACAUAA